Messenger RNA from Amphimedon queenslandica, 562 nucleotides. RefSeq lists its product as uncharacterized. The record is from RefSeq and is a predicted model, not a curated record. The transcript has 4 exons. Bases 15 to 539 code for a protein of 174 amino acids. NCBI's taxonomy places the organism in Eukaryota, Metazoa, Porifera, Demospongiae, Haplosclerida, Niphatidae.
ACGUGUGCCCUGCAAUGGAUGGUCCUGGUGUAUUUAAAUGGAUCACAUUUCAAGAGAUACUGUUUCUCUUCAUAUCUUGUUCAGUAUUAGCGUUCCUAUUAAGAUCACAGGAUAGCCUAGAGUUUAAACUAGUACUGAACGUAACUACUGAGGAAAGGGCGGCGAGAGAGAAUUAUGCAAAUCAGAAAUUCCCUCUUAGAAAUGAAAAACUUCCUUUACCUAUUGUAACUGAUUUGGAAAGUGAUGGACAAACAGAUGUUAUACUAGUCAGUGCUGAUAAGAUACUCAAUGUAUACUCACGCCAUUAUACACCUUCUUAUCUUGGACACCAUGGGAUCAGACACAGUAAUAAGAAUGUGUCAUUGUCAAAGACGUCACGUGUUGUUGCUAUGACAACCUGUUUCCUACAACCGUACCAGUCAGUGGUUCAAGUACGCAAGCAGGUUAGGAGAGAGAGAGAGGGAAGAAAUGUAUCUACCAGACAUGGGGUAAUAGUAAUAGAUAAUAGUAAUAGUAAUAGUAAAGAUUACAUGUUUUGAAGUAAUUGUAAUAGUAAUAGUAA